GGAACAUGGUCCAUGGGGUCACGAUGGGUGGGACACAACUUCGCAACUAACAACGACAACAAUUUUAGCAGACGGAGCCUUCUAACGUUGUGUCCACCUCUGCCUUUUCAGCAAGAGCACACAGACAUCUUGUGCAGCUUGAGGUUCACAUUGGCUUUUGUCCACUAUGUGAUGGAGCUCGCCGCCAUCAAAGGUAGCGCCAAUGAGAUGUCCAGCUCAGUGGCCUCGGAGUACCAGCUCCAGGAAAGCGUCGUUGCUGACCAAAUCAGUUUGCUCAGCAAGGAAUGGAGCUACGCGGAACAGCUGGUCUUGUACUUGAAAGUGGCUGAAUUGCUGUCCGCCGGACUUCAGAUGGCCAUUGACCAGAUCCGGGCAGGCAAGCUGUGUCUCUCUUCCACCGUCAAGCAAAUUGUGAGAAAACUCAACGAUCUGUAUAAAAGCAGCGUCACUUCGUGCCAUCACCUGAACUUAAGGUUGCAGAGGUGGUUCAUGGACAAGCAGAAGCUCAUGGACCGCAUCAACAGCAUCACGGCGGAGAAGCUCAUCUUCAGCCACGCUGUGCAGAUG
Messenger RNA from Thamnophis sirtalis, 567 nucleotides. NCBI's taxonomy places the organism in Eukaryota, Metazoa, Chordata, Lepidosauria, Squamata, Natricidae. The record is from RefSeq and is a predicted model, not a curated record.